CAAACUGAAAGACUAUGUAUUAUGCCCUAGCUAGUGUGAACUGUGAAGAGGGUCUUAGACGAAACCUGCCGUGUACCCAUAAUUCAUUAUGUUCAUCAUCUUUUCAUAUAAAUACUUCAUAUUUAACCUGCAACUGUCGUCUUUCUUAGCCUUUAAUGGCAGCCUCCAUUACCGUCCUUCCCUUUAGAAAAUCUCUACUUCUAUCAACUCAUCUAACUUUGCUCUGACUUUCACUCACUGUAUUUGCCUUACCUCAUUUCAUUUUCGAGUCUCGCCGCCUGAAAACCAUCCACUCUCGCCGAAGUUUGGACGCCACCAGACACAGGGCCCAAACCACAUCAAUGGAGGACGAAGUGAAAUUUCCAAUUUUUGACCUAAAACCAUCUUACGAAGCUAAAAUCCGAGAAUUGCUUCGGAAUAUUAGCUCAAUGGAACUCAAGCUUUGCUCUGAUGGCGCAAAGGAGUUCAUGAGGCUUCUUAGGGGAAACACUGGUGGGGAAUUAUUGCAUGAAUAUGUUCGUACAUCGUCAAAGUUCUCGGAGCUUCUAGAAGUUUGGAAUCGGCGGCGUGGUAAGCCUGGUAUGUCUUAUAUUAUGUCAUUAAUUGCUGCCAUUUUAAGACAUUCUGAUGGAAUUUAUAAGAUUGAUGAUCAUGGUAGGAUUGUAAUUAGUCGUGCAUUAGAUAAGUUUGCAAAAUUGAUUGUUGAGGAUAAGUUAGAUGAUGUUUAUAGGGAGCUUAAUAGUAAGGAUGGGAAGCGUCAGAAGGCGGCUUUAUUGUUAGUAGCCUCGAUUGUGAGGCGUGGUUCGUUGUUAGCGGCUGAGGUAGCGAAAAUUUUCGAUUUUAAGCUUUCAAUAUUGCCUAAGUUGUCGGAGUAUCGGAGAAAGAAAAUAGAGAGAAAGAGGAAGCACUCUACUAGGGAGGCUUUUAUUGAAUUUGCUUUGUCAUUUUUGGAGGUGGGAAAACCAGGUUUAAUACGGUGGAUUUUGCAGCAGAGAGAAAUAUUUUCAGGGAUUCUUAGAGGUCUCGGCAAUGAUGAUGAGGAGACUGUGGUCUAUGUGUUAUCGACAUUGCGUGAUCGAGUUCUUACUGACGACUCUUCAGUUACCCCGGGUCUUAGGAGUGUUCUUUUUGGUAGUAUAACAUUGGAGCAGUUACUUGAAAUUUCAGCGCGUGAAGAUGCUGUGCUUGCUGCUGAACUUGCGUAUGAUGUUCUUCGCAAGGUCUGCAUUGAUCCUUCUAAUGGAUUGAUGCCUGAUUUAAAGAGACACCCAAGUCCAUUAAAGGGAAAUCAGAAGCGGCUUGUAGAUCUAAUGAAGAAGCUUAAAGCGACUGAAAUUGGGUAUCACUCAAGCUUGCUUUUGGAAAUUGUUAAAGGGAAACCAUCUCUUGCUUCAGCUUAUCUGGAUCAGUUUCCAUACAACCUUGAUGAUCACACUUCAUCUACAUGGCUUCCAGCUGUCAUUUUAGCAGCUAAUGUAAUUUCAUCUGUGAGUUGUGGGAUUUCAUGGGGUUUCCUUGAUAAUCAAGCUGAAAAUUUGAUGACUUUUGAAGCUUCAGAUGUGCAAAGUGUUUUGAAAUGUCUCUGUCUCCGGCCUUUCAACCGGCGUGUAGUCAACAAAGGCUUACUUCAUUCUGAUUUUCUGGUUAAGCAUGGUACUCUGAGGCUCCUUUUGGAAAUUCUUAAAUUUUUGAACUCCUUUAUUGAUGCUUUAUGUUUUAGAGAAUUGUAUUCACUCAAGCAAAAAGUCCAGGAUGAAGUUCUUAUCCUGCUCCCUGAUUCCCAAGUAUUGUUUACAUUACUGAGCUCAGUUAGUAGUUUUUAUGAGACACCUAAAUCCACUUUAAAGAGAUCAUCUGAUUCAGAAAGUGUUGGCAGUCAUAUUACACCUGCUAGAAAGAAAUCAAAAACUAAUAUCAUUAGUGAAGAAAUAGAUAUUGUUGUGGGUGGGCUAGAUUGUGCUGAAAAAAUUGUACCUGGGGACACUGAAAAACCAAGGAAAACAGUAGCUACACUACAGUUUGAUGAUGAAAAUGGUCUUGAGCAACUCAUGGAAAUUUGGCGUUCUUAUGAAAGCUCAUUCUCUUUGGAAACUGUAAAAGGUUCUGAAGUGUACUUCUAUUGCAAACUCCUGGAAGCUCUGGAGAUGUAUCAUAGGACCUUUCGUUCAAUUUUGGAAGUAUCAUAUGAUUUUCUUAAAAUUCUUCCUAAUAGUCCGUUAAAGUUGCCUAGUAUUCUGCUGCAAUCAUUGUUGUCCAUGUUGAUAGAACACAUUGGCUGUUCUCGAGAGGCAGGCUCAUCAACUAAAGUACUGCCUCCUAUCUACAAUCAUCUGCAGUCUUUUCUUCAGUUGUCAUUCUAUUCACCGUCUAGAUAUGUAAGGGAGAAAGCAUAUAUUUUGGCAAAAGCAGCAAUGAUGAGUACUGGUGCUUUUGACAACAACCCAUGUGAAAUUGCGUCAUGGUUUCUGUUUAUACCUGGGGAUGUUGCACAAUAUGAUGGUAAUAAAUGCCAAGAGGAUAAAUUAUUACAAACUCUGUCUUCAUCAGUUGUUUCUUUCCUCUGCGACACUGUAUCCACUGUAGGAAACAACUUGGUGAAGCACUGGGAAAUUACAAAGUGCAAGUAUUUCAAUGUGAAAACUAUACAAGAAACAGAUGUUAAUUUUAGCCCACUUGUUGUUUGUGCUUUGGAAAAGCUGCUUAGUUCUGGGUUAGAAACAUUUACACGGGCUGAAAAAUCAUCGAUAUCCUUGUAUGUUUGUAAUACCUUAAAAUAUCUAUUGCAAACUCAGAUUGAUGCUGCAGUACUGGCUGCUGUUAUUCAUCAGUUACUAUCAAAGAGAAUUGAGAAGCAUAUGUCUGCAGUUAGUACUGAUGAAGUUUCUUGCUGUGUGCGGACACCAAUGAUCUUGUUGUAUCAAUUUUCUCAGAGUGUAUUAAAUCAAGACACUUGCAAUUAUUGCUCAACUGAUGGAAUUUCUUGGAAGGAAAACAAUUCACUGACAAAAACACUUGUCAAAGUGAAAGGGCUCUUGGAUGCAGGCAGCAGCGAUUUGGUUGAAAUAUCUAAAAUGUUAUAUUCCACAGUAGCAUGCACACAUCCUGAAGAUGUUGUGGAUAAUUUUCCAUCUGUUAUGGCUAUUUCCGGAGAACUUUCAGGGGUUAAUUGUGCUGUCAUGAACUACUUCUGUCUUGAUCAAAAUCUUAUUAGACGUGUGUCUAAGCUGUGGUCUGACAUGUUCUACUCAGGUCUUAGAAUGAGUAUUGUGGCAUCUAAUCAAGUUACUCAAGAUAAUGAUGAUCAAGCUUCAAUACUGGUGUUGCAUAAGAAUUUUGAGGAGAUAAAAUAUGCUUCUGGUUUUUUGGGUUCAUUAUUGAACGAGGCACCUUUCUAUGUAUUAUUUCCGGGAAUUAUCUUAUGUGACCUGGAACAAUAUUCAGAGAUUAGGGAGUUGCUACUAGCUAAGGUGUCUAUUUUAGAAACUGAGCAGAUUGUUUCUUCACUUAGGCUGGUGCUCUUUUGGUUCCAUCAGAUACAGAUGUCGUAUAGAAAGAAUCCAUCUGAACAGCUGGAAUUACACUCUGAACUGUGUUGCUUGCUUGUAGAACGUAUUUUUGCCCGGUUGUCUAAUCUGAAAGUUGAUUCUGAUUUGUCGGUGGAUAAUGCUUCUUUUCCUUUCUUUGUAUGUCUACAAGAAGUAGCUAAAUCCAUCUUUUGUCACCCUGCAUUGAAUGAAGCUUUCUCAUUCUCAUUUACUCAUCAAUAUGAAUUCACAGAAGGGUUCUUAAGGGAUAUCACUGAAGGAGCUUUUCGUCUUUCUGAAGGAGAAAUUUGUAAGACAGAGCUUCAUAUUUUGAAGUUACUGACUAAAACUUCUGACUACUUCUUAGCUCUCUGUAGCAAAGAGUUUUCUUUGUCUGCAUAUACUGAGUGCAAGGAAAACAUUGUCAAGAUGUUUAGAAAUCUGGUGCAGCAGAUAUUUUUGAUUUUUAAGUAUAGGUUCAAAAUGUGGUAUCGUUCUGGAGAUAUGACCUUCUUUCCGAUCUUAUGCGCUGUUGUUUCUUUGAUGCAGUUUAUCUCACCCAUCGAGCUACUUAAGUUGGCAGAUUGGAUGUUCAUGGAACUCACUGAUUUCUCAAUUUCUAGGAUCUCCGAUGUCUGUCCCUCAUCUUUGGCUUUUGCUAUUGCAUCUGGAGCUUUUAACAUGCUGUAUGAAUUGUCGCAGUCUUCAAAUAUUCGGGUGGUUCUUAGUGACUUGUUUUGGGUGACCAAAAUGAGAAGCCUUGAUUCUACAUUAUUUGAGCGCAUGUAUUUUAAGGCUAUUAACUUUGCUACCUGUUUCAAAACUGACUUUGCAACGUGUGCCAAACAAGACUUUGCUAGCAUAUGCUUGCAUAAAGCUUUGAGUGCAGCUCACAGCCUGAUUUAUAGGCAAGAUUGUCUGCCAUUCAGCACAGGAAUUAGUAGAGUCGUAGCUAUAACUCCGGUCAGAAUAAUCUCUUACUGUCUUGACAAGACUGACAUAACUAAAGCAACAAUUUUAUUUUUGUUAAUUGAGAUGAGUGUAUUACAUGCAUCAGUUUUUGGCAUGCUCUUCUCAGAUAUUUUGAGGGCAGACAAUGCACAUAAUGUUAACGUGAGAGACAAUAUCUGUAGUCAGUCACUUUCAGGUGAGGAGUGCUUAAUGCUUAUGCCUGCUGCAGGCUUGUACGUAAGUUUUUCUUGGACAAAACUUGGAAUUCACUGUUAUAGGUAUACUGAAUGUAUAUUGGCCUCGUACUCCAAACUCCUCUUGGAUGGCUUCUCUAAGUGGAAUGACUUUGUGUCGAAAACUGUAUUUCAUGUUGAAUUUGAUAAUAAUUUGUCUUCAGUUGAGAAUAUUGAUGGCCUUUUCAGUGACAGCCUCCUUCAGAAAGCAGUUCACAUGUUGCAAUGGUACUUCACCUCAAGUGCUGAUAAUAAAGAUGAGAGGUUGAAACUAUUCCACUCACUUUUCCCUGGUGCAUUGGCUGGUUUCAUGGACUUUGAUGUCAGACAUAUAGAUACAUACUCUGUUGGACAGUUGACAAACUUAACCAAUAGAGUUGUAGCUAAAAUUUCUCUAUGUUUUGUACUUCUAUACCCAGAAGAUAAGAAAUGUUCAUCAAAUGAAUCUCAUGCUAUUGAGGGGGAUUCUUUUGGGGGUUCCGAUGUAGAAAAGUCCUUAACAGUGAGGUUCUUGGACUUGUUGGUCUACAUUUGGCAACAUGUUGUAGAGAAGUAUCCAUCUGCUUCUGAUAAUCCUAGCUUGGGGACUCCCAUCUGUUUGUUGUUAAGAUCCCUUGAGAUAUUUACACUGAGAAGCAUCUAUAGAUUGAUAAUGAAGAUCCGUAAUGUCUUGAUUCAGAUGGAUUCACUCCCCUUCAUCAAAAAGAUGGCAAAAGUUUGUUUUCGUUAUAGGUUUGAGGAUCCUGCUACAAUUGAGAAUCUUCGUCGUAUUUUAUCUUCUUUAUCUGAGGGAAAGUUGCCUAUUGUUUUGCUUCUUCAGCUGCUGCUUGGGCAUUCUCAGUUGGCUUCAACUAUUGGCAGUAUUGUUGGCCCAUCUACCUCUGCCUCAUUUGGGAUAGUUGUAAAGCCCUUGUCUAGCUUUUUGAGGUUGCUAAGUAUUCCUACUGAAAAGAGCAAUCUUGAAAAAUCAGAAAGAUACAAGUCUCAGUUGGAGGUCUUGAAGCUACUUAGAUUACUCUUUCACUUAAGGGCUACUCAGAAUGGUUCUGUUUCUGAAAAUGACUUAGGUGUAAAUUUAAGAGAAUUAUCAUUGCUGCUUUUGACUAGUUAUGGUGCCACUGUAAGUGAAAUUGAUUUGAAGAUCUAUAACAUUCUUUCAGAAAUUGAGUCUGCUGAUGGGAUGGACAAGAAAAUAAUGGUUGACCAGGAUUACCUAUGGGGAAGGGCUGUGAGAAAAGGAAAACGACAUGCUAUGGGGCAUAUUUCCUUAAAGAGUGACAUAGCAGAUGAUGAAGACUGCAGACGAAGUCAAUAUAGGGAUCACUUUCCUAUUGAUCCUAAGUUAGUGUUGCAAACUGUCUUAUAUUUUCCUUAUGGAAGGACCGCAUCAGAAAUGAUUCUGUUUCCAGAUGUUGUUCGAAACACUCCGAUGGGACACUCCACUAAAAUAGGAAGGAUGGAAUGCUAUGACCCAUUCUUUAUUUUAUCCUUUUCAAUUCAUAGCUUGACAAUGGGAUUUUUAGAUCCUGUGGAAUUUUCUGGCUUAGGCUUGCUAGCUAUUGCAUUCGUUAGCAUGGGAUCACCGGAAGAUGGAAUAAGGAAGUUGGCCUAUGAGGUUGUUCUGAGAUUUAAGUUUGCAUUGAUGGGUUGUCAGAAGAAAAGGGAAGUGACUAAGCUCAAGCUAUUACUGACAUAUCUACAGAAUGGAAUAGAAGAACCAUGUCAAAAAAUCCCCAGCAUUUUUUCGGUUUUUGUUGCGGAAGCUUCUGUUAUCUUGUUGGAUCCUUCUUAUGAUCAGUAUUCUGCCAUAAGCAAUUUCUUGUUGGAGUCUCCUCCGAUGAAUUUAAAGGCCAUACCCCUGUUUCACGAUAAUUUCUGGAGCAAUUCGCGAAACUUCAGAACAGAUAGAAUGUGGAUGCUUUGUUUGCUGUAUGCUGGGAUAAAUUCAGAAGACGAUGCCCUAAUAUAUAUCAAGAACUCGGUGUUUGAGAUUUUACUGAGUGUUUAUACAUCUCCACUUUCAGAUAUUGAGUCAAAGGAGUUGAUCCUUCUGGUGCUUAAGAAGUGUGUUCAAGUGCCCAAGACAGCCUGUUAUCUAGUUGAGAAUUGCUGUUUAAUUUCUUGGCUCUCUUCAAUUCUUGCCUCAGCAGUUAUUGAUACUAAUUUCGAAGGCAUUCUUUACUCCAAAAAGUUGAUACUUUUACUUGAGGUUGUUCAUGAGACUGUCUCAUCCAGGAGCACCGUGGAAUGGUUGCAAAAGCAUGCACUUGAGCAGCUUUCUGAUCUAUUAUGUCAUCUAUGGAAUCUAUUGAUUAGAUGCUCAAAAUUGGUACUCAAGAAGAAGACAUUGGUAAUCUUAAUACUAGAAAUAAUUGUAGCAGCCUUGAAGCUGUCACAGAGAAACAAUAUGUCCGGACCAUAUUUUACACCAUCCAUUCAAAGUAUAUAUCAAUUAUAUCAAACGGUUGAUGUGCAUGAUGAUUCUGGAGACUCUGCAGUGUAUGGACUGAAGUCUAUACUUUUCAGUACGCCCCCGACAACUAUUUCUGAUCUGAACUUGGAAGAUCUCUCCAAGUUUCUUGUGUGGGCAGUUUCUACAGCCCUUCGAUCAGAUUCUCAGCAGGCUUUACUGAAGCAACAUUUUCCUCCAAGUUUCUCGUGUACUGAGGAAUACACACGAGAAGAGCCUCUGACUUCAACACUUCUACGCUGGCUUGUAGCUUCCAUCAUUCUAUGGAGGCUUUCAUUUAGAAAUAGUGGCUGUAACUCUGAUUUUGUCGUAGGUGAAGCAAAUGGAGACACUUUACUCUCCCUAAUAAAAUAUGUAGGACCCAUAGGUGAAGGAUGCAAACUUGUAUCUGGUUCUAAAGAAAUUUUAGCUGCAACUGUCAUUCAUCUACAUCAGGUUCUUGGCAUUAAGUGCCAGACACUGCAGUCAGUGGUUGCAGCACUGUCUCUUUUGCUCUUUGCUGAUGGGUCAUAUGCUGCUCAAGGUGAUUUGUCGAGCCUAGACACCAGUAUUGACCUUCAAAAACGUGUAUCGCUCUGGUCAAAGAUAUCCUCACCUAAUGAAGCUAAUCCAUCUUGGAGAUGGUCAUUUUACGAGCCAUGGGUCGCUGAUGCACCCAAGCGCACUGAUCUGGAGAAAAUGGAAGAAAGCCAUGCAUGUCAAAAACUCAUGGUCUUGAUCUCAACAAUGGAAAAGACAUCGGAUCACAAGUCGCUAUCCCCUCAAGAGUUAGAAUCGUCUGGAUUUUUUGAAUGGGAGAGAACUAAGCUUCAAAAAGAUUGAAAUGUUGUCAAAAAUCCAUUUGUAUAAUUUUUUGUAGCUUGCUAGUAGCAGCGAAUGCUGGUAUUCAUUUUAGGAGUAUAUUUAUAUAUUUUAUUUUUAAAAGCUCCCAUUAAUUGAUGAAUAUCAUUAAGCGAAUUUCGGAAACAUGUUUCUAACAAAUCUAAGGAAGCAAAAAUAGAACCCCACUUUUCUCAUUUAUGAUUUGUAAGGGCCGCCUCUGGCUAUUUUUGUUGAGUCUUGUGGUGAGUUGAGGAGAAGUAA
Amaranthus tricolor (Joseph's coat) is the source of this 8261-nucleotide messenger RNA. RefSeq lists its product as uncharacterized. NCBI's taxonomy places the organism in Eukaryota, Viridiplantae, Streptophyta, Magnoliopsida, Caryophyllales, Amaranthaceae. Gene Ontology annotation, cellular component: nucleolus. The transcript has 14 exons. The record is from RefSeq and is a predicted model, not a curated record. Gene Ontology annotation, biological process: maturation of LSU-rRNA from tricistronic rRNA transcript (SSU-rRNA, 5.8S rRNA, LSU-rRNA); maturation of 5.8S rRNA from tricistronic rRNA transcript (SSU-rRNA, 5.8S rRNA, LSU-rRNA). The coding region runs from base 342 to 8000 and encodes 2552 amino acids.